AUGAGCCAAGAUGCCCCCUCUGAUCUGCAUUACGUGCGCUACGAUAGCUCCCGCGAAAAUGAGUACGUCGCGGCCAUGCGCCAGCUGAUCGCCAAGGACCUCUCCGAGCCUUACAGCAUCUACGUCUACCGAUACUUCUUAUACCAAUGGGGUGACCUCUGCUUUCUUGCGAUGGACGAGAAGGACGAGAUGGUCGGAGUCGUGGUCUCGAAGCUGGAGCUCCAUCGCGGCGGCCCUCUACGAGGGUAUAUCGCCAUGCUGGCCGUGCGCGAAGAAUACCGGGGUCGUGGCAUCGCAACCAGGCUGGUGCGCAUGGCGAUUGAUGCAAUGAUUGAGCGAGAGGCCGAUGAGAUCGUUCUCGAAACCGAAAUGACCAACACGGCUGCUAUGAAGCUAUACGAGCGGUUAGGCUUCCUCCGCAGCAAGCGUCUACACCGCUACUACCUCAAUGGCAACUCGGCCUAUCGGCUUGUGCUCUAUCUCAAGGACGGCGUGGGCUCGAUUCGAACGGGGUUUGAUUCCUACGGUCCGCCUCAGCCAGGACCCGCGGAACUACAGAACCCUCCUCCUAUUCCCACUACGCAAGGAAAUGGUCAAUAA
Messenger RNA from Penicillium macrosclerotiorum, 600 nucleotides. RefSeq names its product peptide alpha-N-acetyltransferase MAK3. Gene Ontology annotation, cellular component: NatC complex. Gene Ontology annotation, molecular function: protein-N-terminal amino-acid acetyltransferase activity. The transcript has 2 exons. NCBI's taxonomy places the organism in Eukaryota, Fungi, Ascomycota, Eurotiomycetes, Eurotiales, Aspergillaceae. Gene Ontology annotation, biological process: N-terminal peptidyl-methionine acetylation. The coding region runs from base 1 to 600 and encodes 199 amino acids. The record is from RefSeq and is a predicted model, not a curated record.